Alnus glutinosa is the source of this 1094-nucleotide messenger RNA. RefSeq names its product CRAL-TRIO domain-containing protein YKL091C. Lineage: Eukaryota; Viridiplantae; Streptophyta; Magnoliopsida; Fagales; Betulaceae. Bases 288 to 1019 code for a protein of 243 amino acids. The transcript is spliced from 6 exons. The record is from RefSeq and is a predicted model, not a curated record.
ACGUUCCCUCGUCUUUUCACUCCUUUUCCAAAUGUUCCGUUUUGUCAACGGAACUCUCACUUCUCUUCCGCAUACUCCACCCCCUUCAAAGUUCAAAGCCACCUCUCGCUUUCUAUCUCUCUCCGGAAAGCAAUUUUCAAGUUUUGAAUUGAAUGGUUUCGAAUUGAAACCAUUCAAUUAGCCUUUUGGAAUUGAGUCAAAGCACCUUGUGUUUGCUUUCUUUUCAAUCCCAGUUCAAAUCCAUAUUUUUUUAAUCUGAAAACAAGGCUAGCUGAACUGUACUCCACAUGGAGAAAAACCAUGAAAUUGCACUGACCCAGAUGAGAAUAUCAGUUGAGAAGCUCGGGUCAUCCACGGAGGGGCAUGGCGACCCAACGCUCAUGAGGUUCUUGAUUGCAAGGUCGAUGGACCCAGACAAAGCAGCAAAGAUGUUUGUCCAGUGGCUGAAGUGGAGGGCUGCAAUGGUGCCCAAUGGGUUCAUUUCCGAAUCCGAAAUUCAAGAUGAACUGGAACCCAGAAAGAUUUAUCUUCAGGGCUUAUCAAAGGAUGGAUACCCGGUGAUGGUUGUCAAAGCAAGCAAGCAUUUCCCUUCUAAGGAUCAUGUCCAAUUCAAAAAAUUUGUGGUUCAUCUGCUAGACAAAACGAUUGCAAGUUCUUGCCAAGGAAGAGAAAUUGGAAAUGAAAAGUUGAUAGGCAUUCUUGACCUACAACAGAUUACUUAUAGGAACAUUGAUGCAAGAGGAUUAAUUACUGGGUUUCAAUUUUUACAGGCUUACUACCCUGAACGUUUAGCAAAGUGCUUCAUUCUACACAUGCCACGAUUCUUUGUGAGUGUUUGGAGAAUGGUUUCUAGAUUCCUUGAGACGGCUACUCUGGAAAAGAUUGUGAUUGUGACCAAUGAGGACGAAAGACAAGAUUUCAUACGGGAAGUUGGCGAGGAAGUCUUGCCAGAAGAAUAUGGCGGGCAAGCAAAGGUUGUAGCACUUCAGGAUGUUGUACUUGCCCCAUUGGAGGGUUGAUUCCACAGAUGGAUGUAGGUCGGUAAAAUGUAUAACAUUGCUGGAGACGCUUUAAUGGGUUGUAUCUACUCUCAA